Molecule: messenger RNA, 1262 nt
Organism: Galdieria sulphuraria
Lineage: Eukaryota; Rhodophyta; Bangiophyceae; Galdieriales; Galdieriaceae
Product: transcription initiation factor IIF beta subunit (TFIIF-beta) family protein
Exons: 3
Coding region: 118-1038 (306 amino acids)
Biological process (GO): transcription by RNA polymerase II; transcription initiation at RNA polymerase II promoter
Cellular component (GO): transcription factor TFIIF complex
Source: RefSeq, a predicted model, not a curated record
AGUCAUUGUCUCUUCUUCGUGACUGGCUCAAAACUACUUGGUGCUUGAACAUGUAAGAGGCAGAAUAUUCCAGGAAUAAAUAUCAACAACAAGACUCCUAUAACAAGCAAGCCCGUGAUGACCGGCGUACUAACAGGCGGAGGUUCCAUCAACUCCAAUUCUUUUUUGGAUUCUUAUUGUUCAAACAUGGCGUCAGCCUUAGCAGGUCAAGUGGAUAACUCUGGCCUAUCAAAAAGAGUACUUGUUUUAAAAAUACCGCGUAAUACACUUCAACAAUUAGAAGAUAGUUGUUCAAAGAACAACAUUUCCAAGUCUUAUUUGUUGCUUUCUAAGCAUGGAAAUAAGGAAGGUGAGAAACUGGUUGUCGCAGUUGAAGCUGGCAGAAUGGAGGAAAAACAACUCAAAUUCAUUCCCGAAAGGCCUUCUAUGAUAGUAUUUAGUCAGUUAAGAGAUGACGAGACAGGUCAAGUGAAACUGGAAGGAACUGUGGAGCGACAAGGUUUUGUUCAAACUUCCUUAAGUGGUGACUACAAGUUGAAACAACGUAAACUUCAAGAACAGCUCAAACCAAAUAGAGUAACAAACUUUCUUGACGAGGAAAGUUUGCUUUAUGCACACGAAGACGGUUUGAAGCCAGGUCAGCAUUGGAAAGCAACUCAAGCAUUUGAAGAGAGAAAGAGAAAGAACGUGGAUGAUCGUAGAGUCGUGGAAGCAGGAAAUAGUGAGUGGAAGGAAAACUGUCUGCUCAAGCUGUUUCAAUUAUUUGAACGAAAGCCUAGAUGGAGUAUUCGAGAAUUAAACAACGAAAUACAGAUACCCACAAGUCGUCUAAAGACUGUUGUCAACGAAGUAUGUCAAAUUCAUAGAAGUGGGCCUUUGAGAGGGCAAUAUGAGUUGAAAGAUGAAUACAAAACCAAGCAGCAACGAGAUGAAACUGCGGCAGAUGCAGCAGCACUUAUGGAGGAAAUUCGAGCCUCCUCAACACCCGGGUCGAUCGAAGACUUGAUGCCUGUUGGAAAAUCUCGUCGAUAUCAAUAAGUUGAUGGAAACUGAGCCAAAUUUUUCAAGCAGAAUGGAAUGAAGGACAUUUCAAUCAAACUACAUAUCUGUAUAUAAUGAUUAUAUUCAUUUUUUGCAGAGGGAUAAGAAAAUUCUCGUUAUCGUUAUGUCUCUAUGAAACAUCUUUGUCCUAUAAAGUUAUUCCUCCAAUACCUUAUUUUGACAUCAUCAGUGAAUAUUGCUGUAUUAUAUUUAUUUAAUUU